AUGUCAGCCUUAAACCCACCCAUCUUUCGACUCCCACUGGAGCUUACUCAACAUAUCGCCAGCUUCCUUCCUAAUGCUGAUCUAUGCGCUUUUACUCUUACUUGCUGCCGAUUCGCGGGUCAAGUGCUCUCCCCUCACUCCUCUAUAUGGGGGGAAAAGUUUCGAGACCAAUACGACUUAAUUGGGACUCGUAAGUCUAAGGAUUUGAAGAUCGAGUAUCAGACAAGAGCCCUGGUGCUUUCCCAAGAUAUUUCACUAGGACUUGGAGGGACAGAAGAAGGGUACUUAUGGCUUGAGGUUUUGCAUACUCUCCUGUUAGAAACAUACUUUUAUACAAGAAGGAGCAAUUCUUCAUACCCUUCAAAGAACUUGAUCAAGAUUGAAGAAGUGAUCCGUGACCUCGAUUUUCUUCAACGCCCACUACCUCAGUAUGACAAACGGACACAGUCGGAACCAUAUGACCUUUUCUGCGUGGUUCAGCUGUGCCUCACCCAUUUAUCUCUCGGCUUGGAAACAUCCGUCUUAUGCUCACGAAGUGAUUACAACAUUGAUCAUGUCUACUCUUACGGUAAACAAUUUCGCGUCCCAAUUGUCGUUAACAGUAGUGUGGACUUGCAAACUUUGCUGCAUAUACGCAACUUUUGGCAACGGCAUCUCACUAGCACUCGGGAAGACACAUUCUUGAACUCCUACAGAACCCUCAUUGAGAGACCAGAUACAUGGACUAGCCCUUUCAAACCCAAUGAUGAAUUCAAGGCCUCUUGGCUGGGGUAUUAUUCGUGUAUUCACCCAUACCCCAAAACAUCCAAGGCACUCAAAUCAGACCAAACAUGCGAGAAUUUAGGCAUACAUGGUCCAACAUUUGCGAAUUCUCUUAGGUUAAGUGUCAGUAAAAACCCGCAGAACUGGCCGGGUAUGUUCAAUACUAUCAUUCCCAUGUCAGAAAGUUCGCCAUCCAGAACCUUUUUUCGCGGCAUACAAAGGUAUCAUGACAUGAUAGAUAGUCCCACUUAUCUUGUCCGCGGCUUUCUUGAACCUAUCCUCGAAGCACAAGGAGACUUCCCAGGCUGGACUCGUAUCUGCUUCGUCGAUUAUGAUGCCAACAGGGAAUUUCUUCCACUUUUUGAUCAUAAAAACACUCACGAUGAGUAUCUCUCGUUUCCUGACGAGCAAUGGCCACCGGUUGACCUACACUCGGAUUUCCUUUCGAUUUAUGGAUUCGAAGGCGUUCUUUUGCCAGGGGGAAGAAUCAUAUUGGGACAGUGGCUAGAUAUGCAAGGCGAGGGUACUGGAGAAUGUGAUCGUGGACCAUUUAUUUUCUGGGAGAUGUAGGAAACCCAUAUCAAGACUCUUGUUCCUAGGGAUGGGGUUCAUACAAAGCAAGAAAUACAUGUACUUAGGAGUUUUUUCCCCAUCUUGAAGCAAAUAUUUCGCAUUUCAUAUAUUGGUUAGGAGUUUUAGAAAGC
Molecule: messenger RNA, 1466 nt
Organism: Talaromyces proteolyticus
Lineage: Eukaryota; Fungi; Ascomycota; Eurotiomycetes; Eurotiales; Trichocomaceae
Exons: 5
Coding region: 1-1332 (443 amino acids)
Molecular function (GO): protein binding
Source: RefSeq, a predicted model, not a curated record